AUGAAGGACCGGAGCCUCUUCCACCACCUCCACCACCUCCAUCUUCGGCCGCUGCCGAUGCUGCUGCUGCUGCUGCUCCUGCUGUGCCCUACUCUGCUCCUCCACUCUGCUGAGGCCGCGGCGGCGGCCGCCCCCUCCCCGCAUGCCUUCGCACCGGGCCUGCACCACCCUCAGCACAAAGUCCUUCACCUGGACUGGCCCAAAGACUGUGGCAUGGCCCACUUCAAGCCCAACACUGCAGAGCGCAUCGUAUCUGGCAACGAAGCAAGACCCCACUCAUGGCCAUGGCAGGUCUCACUGCAGGUGCGCCCCAGGGGUAGUAAACACUACAUCCAUGUUUGUGGAGGCACUCUGAUCCACAAGAACUGGGUCCUCACGGCCGCUCACUGCUUUCAGAAAGGUAAGGCAGAGGACCCCAGCAGCUGGCGAAUCGUGCUGGGCAAGCACCAGCUGAAGCGCUCGGAGACCGCUGAGCGCAUGUUCCCCGUCAAGCGCAUCUACCGACACGAGCACUUCCGCUACCCGGCGCACAGCGAGCUGGACUACGACAUCGCCCUGGUCAAGGCCGGCACCGAGAUCCAGCCCACCAACCACAUCCGCUACGCCUGCCUGCCGCGCAAGUUGCUCAACCUGAAACCGGGCCACUUCUGCUGGGUCACUGGCUGGGGCGACACCCGCGGUGGGAAGGAGAACGUGUCACUGGCUGAGUCGCUGAACCAGGCGCGACUGCCCAUCAUAGACUACAAGACGUGUCGUCAGAAGAAGUUCUGGGGUGACCGCGUGAGGGACUCCAUGAUCUGCGCUGGGUUCAGGGACACAGAGGGGCCCCCUGCUGCCUGCCAGGGUGACUCUGGGGGUCCUCUGCUGUGCCAGCAGGACCGCGACCGCUGGGAGGUGCACGGCGUGGUCAGCUUCGGCCCCAUCGGCUGCACCGUGGAGAACAAGCCCAGCGUCUUCACCCGCACCGCCGCCUACAUCCCCUGGAUCGAGGCCACGCGCAUCAGGGACUUCUUCCUGCAUUGA
Messenger RNA from Engraulis encrasicolus (European anchovy), 1023 nucleotides. RefSeq lists its product as uncharacterized. Gene Ontology annotation, molecular function: serine-type endopeptidase activity. Gene Ontology annotation, biological process: proteolysis. The transcript is spliced from 6 exons. Bases 1 to 1023 code for a protein of 340 amino acids. NCBI's taxonomy places the organism in Eukaryota, Metazoa, Chordata, Actinopteri, Clupeiformes, Engraulidae. The record is from RefSeq and is a predicted model, not a curated record.